Messenger RNA from Psilocybe cubensis, 3027 nucleotides. RefSeq lists its product as uncharacterized. Bases 1 to 3027 code for a protein of 1008 amino acids. Lineage: Eukaryota; Fungi; Basidiomycota; Agaricomycetes; Agaricales; Agrocybaceae. Gene Ontology annotation, molecular function: protein binding. The record is from RefSeq and is a predicted model, not a curated record. Gene Ontology annotation, cellular component: catalytic step 2 spliceosome. The transcript has 7 exons. Gene Ontology annotation, biological process: regulatory ncRNA-mediated post-transcriptional gene silencing; negative regulation of RNA catabolic process.
AUGUCUGCUCCCUCUUUUUCAUCCUUUCCGCCAUCUUUCUCAUCUUUCCCCGACCUGGAAUCAGGACCCAGCGACAACUUGUCGUCAGAAUCUAAAAAGGCCGGUAAAGAGAAGACAAAAAAGAAGCAUCAUGAUGAACCUAGGAAAUCACGGCGAACUUCAAAAGAAAGAGAAACAAAGCAUGAUAGUGGGCAUCGCAAGUCAAGACCAACCAAAGAGCAUACAUGUGAAGAUUCCGCUCAUACUGAUUCAAAGGGUACAGAACCAUCAAAAGCCAAAGUUCUAUUUUACUCUGACUACAAGGGGGAUAUCUUAAAUGUCCAGUAUGGUGGACCACACAGCGGAGACAUUCCGAAAUACCGAAUGGUCUCUGGCGGAAGAAAUGUACUCGGUCUCCCUGAGAGCUUGAUCGUCCUUCGACGGAGAGGAAGAGGGGCAGAGGUAGGCUUACGCACUCUACAAAAAACAGCAAGUCUAAGCACCUCAGCCUCUCGAAUUUUACUAUCAAAACCUCCUUCCAGACGUCUCGUACCGUCUUCCCGACGAGAUACAUACCAAGAGGUCGAUGGCGUAAUCACUUUUUCUUCUCGAAAAACACCAACUGGCGCCGACCCUUCAUAUAAAUCAAUACCGAAAAACGACGUGGAGAGCUCAGAGAAUUCAUCGUCAUCCGAAAGCGAAGAUGAUCUCAGCUCCGAGGAAGAUAGUGAUACCCCUACACUAACCGCGCAUCAGGAAACUCUAAAGGCACUCCAACAAGAAGUUGAGGCCCAACCUGAUGCAGGUGAUAAAUGGCUCUCUUUGUUAAACCAAACUGUGUCAACGAUACCCAUUACUUCUAAAAAUGCAACAAAAGCACGGUCUGAAAUUUCUGUAUCCAUUCUCGCGCGCGCCAUAUCAGCUUCACCGCAGAAUAUCCGAAACAGAAGCUUACGAUUGAGCUAUCUGAGGGCUGGAGAAGAAGUCUGGCACGAGACCAAGGUUAAGGCAGAAUGGGAAGAGGCGUUGAAGGUGGAAGAUACUGAACUUCAGGUUGAAUGGUUGGAAUGGAAAAUUCGUACAGGAAAUGGCGGUAUUGAUGGUGUUGUUGACGCUGCUGUACGAGUCUUGGAUGGAAUAGGUUCAAAAUCUGAAAUCGCAAAGGUUCGGGUAUUGUACCGCGUUGCAGUGGUCAUUAGAAGCGCAGGGUAUACUGAACGAGCCUUUGCAAUGUUUCAAGCUCAGGCAGAAUUAAGUUUCAACUUGCCUCCUGCUCUUGCUAAGUUGCCAUUCCAAACGCAGCUCACUGAACUAGAGGAGUUCUGGGAGUCCGAAUAUCCCCGUAUUGGAGAACCUGGUGCCAAAGGGUGGAAUUCAUGGUACUCAUCUAAGCCAGACGAACGUUUUCAAACUGUUUCUUCCCAAGUCAAGCCUCAAAAUGUUGCAGACUUGGAUAUGUAUCGUCAAUGGGCGAAACAGGAAAUCCUCUUUGAUCGCUCAUCGUUCCUUCCUCAGAGGUCGGACUCCAAUUCUACAGAUCCUUAUUCAAUGGUGCUAUUCAGUGAUGUGCGUCCUAUUCUAUUGGACCUGAAAACCCGUGAUGCGAAGCAUGCGUUUCGUAUGGCCUGGUUAUCUUUCUGUGGACUCAACCUUCCAGGGUUUCAUCUAUCAGAUACAGAUGAAGGGAAUUGGGAUGAUCGAUGGAACCUGCACUAUUUGACGACUCCGCAAAAUUUGGAGCGCAUUUUCCCUCCGAAUGAGGAUCGCCGCAUUGUUUUAAAUGAUGCAGUAGCGGGGGUGGUGAUAGGCAGAGAAAGAUUCUACAAUUCCCCUUUCGGUCCCAUUCGGUGUUGGGGGAAAGAGGUUUCUCGGCCUCUUGAUCUAGCAUCUUCAGAGCCUGGAAAGGUUUUGAAAAGGGGUAUUUGGUCAACCGAGGAUAUAUCACAUCUUGAUGAGGAGUUUGUGCGGCGUCUAUUUGCUGGAAUGAGGGUACUCAAAGAUGACCUUGAGUGGGACCUUUUGGCACUGGCAUUCGAAUUAUCCAUAAACCCUAAAUCUGCAACCAAGUUAUCUAAAUUCUUUCUUUCCACCAAUCAAGAUUCGUUGGGCUUGUGGGGAGCACAUUGCCAGCUUGAAAGAUUACGUGGCCGGAUUGAUGAUGCGCGGAAAGUCUAUCAAACUGUGCUCGUCGCAUCGAAGCUCAAUAACAUGAGAAAGGAGGCCAGCCAAUUGUGGUGGAACUGGGCAGAAAUGGAAUGGCUAUCGAACAAUAACCAGCAAGCUCUGGAGGUUAUUCUCCGAUCAGUAGGUCUGGAAGGUUCCUCAACCCGUAUCACGAUCUUGCGCGCCAAACGAUCCUUGGAGGAGUUAGCAGAAGCAACCAGGCAAACAAACGGUUGGAAAGACCAGGAAGCUUGGAUCGAGUUGCGUGCGUUGGUGGAAAUUAUUGAGGGACAUGAUCCGAGAGCCGCGAUUUCGGUCUUUGACAAAUACCUCUCGUCCGAGACCGACAAAAGUAGCGCGGAAAGUCUAAUGACAGCAUCACUGGUCAUGGUCUACAGCUAUGGGGUAAUCCUAAGGAACACGAUGCCUCCAGCUGUUCUGAGAGAGCGUGCACAUCAAGCAUUCCAGCAAUAUCCCAGCAAUUCCAUUAUUUUGGGUAUCCUUCUUGCAGCAGAAAAGGGCCAAGGUGUGUGGGGACGCGUAAGAAGUAUGCUGGGAGGAAACGAUGGCAAGGUAAAGGAUGUUGCGCGCAGAGCCGAAGAAGUAUGGAUGGCUGGGUGGGAACGUGGAAGGUGGAUGAGUGAAGUGGAGCGCACUAGAAAUGGUCUCGCGGCAGCUGUGGAACACGAACGCGUGUUUGAUCGGCACGAGCUCAACGGCCUUGGAGAUGCAAUGGCAGAGAGGGGGAUUCGCCUGCACCAAGGAUUAGAGGAAGCCCUGGAGGGAGUUGAUAUGGAGGAGGCACCGCAGACAUCGAGCGAUGAGGAUAUGGAGGAUGAGAUAGAAUACAAUGCUCACGAACUACGGCGGCUGAAGCCCUAUUAA